This is a messenger RNA of Lathyrus oleraceus (garden pea), 636 nucleotides long. RefSeq lists its product as uncharacterized. The coding region runs from base 1 to 636 and encodes 211 amino acids. The transcript has a single exon. Lineage: Eukaryota; Viridiplantae; Streptophyta; Magnoliopsida; Fabales; Fabaceae. The record is from RefSeq and is a predicted model, not a curated record.
AUGCCUCCAAAACUGAAAGAUCCAGGGAGUUUCUCCAUUCCAUAUGUUAUAGGCAAAUUUGUUAUUGAUAAAGAAUUGUGUGAUCUAGGAGCUAGUGUGAGCUUAAUGCCCCUCUCAAUUGGCGAAAGACUAAACCUAGGAAACCUAAAGCCAACAAAAAUGUGCCUUCAAUUGGUCAAUCGCUCAAUUAAAUAUCCUGUAGGUAUCCUGGAAAAUGUCCCGGUAAGAAUUGGGCAACUAUACGUUCCUACAAAUUUUGUAGUAAUGAAUAUGAAAAAGGACUCAAGCAUUCCGAUUCUAUUAGGAAGACCAUUUUUAGCCACUGCAGGAGCAAUAAUAGAUGUAAAGAGAGGAAAGCUAACCUUCGAAGUAGGUGAGAAGAAUAUUGAGUUUAUCAUAUCCAAAUUCAUGAAAGGGCCUACCAUAGACGAUACUUGUUGUGUCAUAGACAUCAUCGAUGAAUGCGUGAAAGAAUUGGAGAUGGAGACACCUCAAGUUACUAAAGUCCUAAAAAUCCCAACAUCACUUAUAUUCGAAGAUAAUGAAUGGAGUGAACCAUAUGAGGAUGACAGUUUGAGAGAAUGUCUCUCACUUAUCCCCGAUCAUAUGCCCGACCCAAAGCAACCAACUAUAUAG